UGUUGGGGGAAGCACAAUUGGGGAUACUCGAUACCCGAUGUUGUGUGUUGCGGCAUUGUAGUUCUUUGCAAACCAACUCAGGUUUGGUUGUCGAGUAUUCGAUUUUGGGGUUUUACCCACAGCAGAGUAAAAUAUGUUAAUCGACAUGGAAGAACAGCUUUCGCCCAUAAUGAACGCACUGGUCAAAGCUGCCGUAUGUGAAAUUAGCCAACUGUUCUCGGAAGGCUCGGCUACCCUUCGCUUACAAAUAACUCGGAGCCUGAAAGAAAAUGAAGCGCUGAAGUCGAGGAUGGAAGUGAUGAGGAGGGAGCUGCUUUUUUUGCAGCUUCAAACCAGAACAAAUGCAUCGCGUGAUGCAUUGCGUGCGGCAAGUCGUUUGGCCCUGGCUCGAGCCAACAUCUGCCGCCAGGGUCUAAACCACUGGGGAAUGAAGACAGCGCUGACUUUGGGGACAGCAGCACACAGCGCGGCACCACCUCAGAGAGUCGGCAUGUGGACGCCCCUGGCUCCUCCCAGAUGUCCGGUCACAGCGAGGAGCUGAGGAUCCUGAGCGCCGACGGAAAAGGGGAGGCCCACUGGCGGCAGAAGGCCAUGACCUCCUCUUCACUGCGUCUGAAGUGGAGGCCUUGAGCUCCCUGUCUGCAGACCAAAGCGUGACCACGAGCCUGGAGCGCGGCGAGCGGCUGGUCCGCCGCGAGGAGCUGACUGUGCAGCAGCAGACUCCAGACGCCAUUUUUGUCAAGGUUGAAGAGGAUAUUGGUGGAGGCAUGCCCGCUGUAGAAGACUGCGUGGACUUUGUAGACCGCAGCGCACGGCACGGCGCAACCUCAGAGAGUCUGCAUGUGGACGACCCUGGCUCCUCCCAGAUGGUCAGUUACAGCAAGACGCAAAGGAUCCUGAGAGUGGCCAAGAGCCUGGAGCGCGGCGAGCGGCUGGUCCACCGCGAGGAGCUGACUGUGCAGCAGCAGACCCCAGACGCCACUUUAAUCAAGGUUGAAGAGGAUAUUGGUGGAGGCAUGCCCGCUGUAGAAGACUGCGUUGACUUUGGAGACCGCAGCACACAGCACGGCGCAACCUCAGAGAGUCUGCAUGUGGACGACCCUGGCUCCUCCCAGAUGGUCAGUGAGGAGCUAAGGAUCCUGAGUGUGGCCAAGAGCCUGGAGCGCGGCGAGUGGCGCGUCCACCUUGAAGAGCUGCCCGGGCAUCGGGGCGGCCGCAAGGGCCAGGCCCGUGUCUUGUUUGGCAAGGGUGUUCCCGACAAUACCAAGAUGACCAUGCCCACCCACAAGGGAGAGAAACCGUACGGCUGUGACCAAUGCAUGAAGCGCUUCGCACGGAGUGCCCACCUGAGGAUCCACAUGAAGACUCACACCGGGGAGAAGCCCUACAGGUGUGACCAAUGCAUGAAGCCCUUCACAUGGUUAGGCAACAUGAAGCGCCACAUGAUGACUCACUCCGGGGAGAGGCCCUAUAGGUGCGACCAAUGCAUGAAGAGCUUCAGUAGAAACUCCCACUUGAAGGUCCACAUGAGGACUCACUCCGGGGAGAGGCCCUUCAGGUGUGACCAAUGCAUGAAGAGCUACAGUAAAAGCUUAAGCCUGAAGAUCCACAUGAGGACUCACUCCGGGGAGAGGCCCUUCAGGUGUGAUCAAUGCACGGAGAGCUUCAUUAGAAAAUCCAACCUGAAGACCCACAUGAUGACUCACUCCAGGGACCCACUCCUGGGAGAAGCCCUACAGUUGUAAACAAUGCAUGAAGCUCUUCAGGGCAAGCUCUCACCUGAAGGAGUACAUGAGUAUUACUCACUUUAAUUAAGAUUAAGUCAAGAUUAAUUUUAUACCCACCACUUGAAAAAAAAUAAACUUGAGUUGAAUUAUUUUGGCCCUUCUCAAUGCUGUAGACUGCUCCAAUUGCAUUGGCCUUCCCAACGUUCAGCUGUCAAUUAUUUUUGUAUACUAAGCAUAUUUGACCGCUUUCAAGGAAAGUGGAUUUUUUGCCUCUGAUUCACGUCUUCCGCAUCACAUCAUCAACACCAUCAUCAAUGGUGUACAUGGUGCAGAAAGCUUUUCUGUACAUUGCAGAAAACUUACUCCAUGUAGCAACACCUGUGUAAAAAAAUUGUGAGUCAAAAGAGCAGAUUUCCAUAGAGACAAUGAAAAUCACCACAGUACUUAAGUAUUGUAUAGCACUGCUAUUAAAGGUCUUACUGUCAAGCCACUGAAAA
Messenger RNA from Gadus morhua (Atlantic cod), 2224 nucleotides. Its product is annotated as zinc finger protein 431. NCBI's taxonomy places the organism in Eukaryota, Metazoa, Chordata, Actinopteri, Gadiformes, Gadidae. The record is from RefSeq and is a predicted model, not a curated record. Bases 768 to 1745 code for a protein of 325 amino acids. The transcript has 6 exons. Gene Ontology annotation, molecular function: RNA polymerase II cis-regulatory region sequence-specific DNA binding; DNA-binding transcription factor activity, RNA polymerase II-specific. Gene Ontology annotation, biological process: regulation of transcription by RNA polymerase II. Gene Ontology annotation, cellular component: nucleus.